This is a messenger RNA of Lasiodiplodia theobromae, 837 nucleotides long. Its product is annotated as Nudix family. Lineage: Eukaryota; Fungi; Ascomycota; Dothideomycetes; Botryosphaeriales; Botryosphaeriaceae. The coding region runs from base 1 to 837 and encodes 278 amino acids. The transcript has 2 exons. Gene Ontology annotation, biological process: nucleoside phosphate metabolic process; ribose phosphate metabolic process. Gene Ontology annotation, molecular function: ADP-ribose pyrophosphatase activity; ADP-glucose pyrophosphatase activity. The record is from RefSeq and is a predicted model, not a curated record.
AUGACGUCGUUUGUUCUCCCGAACUCGUCACCCGAGUGCACCGUCAACCUCACCAACGACAUCACCAAAGACCAACUACUCUCAUUCACCGCAUUCAAGAAUUGGAUAUCGACGCUACAGCACUCGCUGGCCCAGCAGCAGAACAAGGACCACGUCUUCUAUGACGCGCCCUACAAGCUCCGCAAGAUCGACGUCCAGGCAUGCGACUGGUUCAGCAAGACGAAGCUGGGCUUCGUGAAGCUCAAGGCCGAAGUCACCAACGACAAUGGCGAAUACCUGCCCGGUUCAAUUUUCCUCCGCGGCGGCAGCGUGGGCAUGCUGCUCAUCCUCCAACCUGACGACGUCCCCGAGCACACCGAGCAAGAAAAGUACGUGAUAUUGACCGUGCAACCCCGCAUACCUGCCGCCUCGCUCUCGCUGGUCGAGCUCCCGGCCGGCAUGCUCGACGACAGCGGCACCUUCGCCGGCGGCGCCGCUAAGGAAAUCGAGGAGGAGACGGGCAUGAAGGUUCCCGAGAGCGAUCUUAUCGACCUUACUGCCCUUGCCUUGCCGAAGACGGAGGAUACGACAGGCGAGACGCUGAGGCAGGCCAUGUACCCCAGCGCCGGCGGAUGCGACGAGUUCAUCCCGUUGUUCCUGCAUCAACGGAGAGUCAAGAGGGACACAUUGAACGAGUGGCAAGGAAAAUUGACGGGCCUCAGGGAACAUGGCGAGAAGAUUACCUUGAAACUAGUAAAGCUGGAAGAUCUCUGGAAAGAGGGUGGCCGGGAUUCCAAGGCUUUGGCUGCUUGGGCUUUCUAUGAAGGCCUGAGGAAGGAGGGGAAGAUUAACGUUUGA